AUGGCAGGAGUAGAAACUGCGGUGCGACAAAUUGAACUAAAAUGGCCAAAAGUACCUGAUCAGCUAAUUAAAGGUGAUAAAUUUCUGAAAUGGGAAGAGGGUUCAUCAAGUUUUAUUGAAAUCCUCCUUAGAGUUGAUCCCAAAGGAUAUUUCUUGUAUUGGAAAAUUGAAGGGAAGGAAGAUACUGAACUGUUAGAUUUGGCUUAUCUCCGAGAUAUACGAUCUGGAAAAUAUUCAAAACCUCCAAAGGAUAAGAAAGUAAAAGAAGCAGGCACUAAUUUUGGUUCAUCAAAUAUACCCCUUCAAGACAAAUGUGUUACAAUUUGUCAUGGCUAUGACUAUAUAGAAUUGGAAUGGAUACACCUUAUUGCUGAAAAUUCUUCUGUGGCUAAAAGAUGGUCAGAAGAAGUGUUCAGUUAUGCCUACAACUUGUUGUCCCUCAACAAAAACCAAUUGGGAGAAUGGGAAAAACUCUAUUUCCGAAUGACCACGGUUGAAAUAGAAAGAAAUAAAAUUCCUGUAAAAGCUAUCCAAAAAUGUCUUUCCAAAGACAAAGAUGACAGAACAAGAAUUUCCAAAGCACUUGAAAAAAUUGGUUGGCCUUCUGGAAAGAAUGAUUCAAUUGACCUGAAGGCUUUUGAUUUUGAUACCUUUUUCAAGUUUUACCUGGCUCUUCUUGAUAGAUCUGAAAUUGAGGGCAUCUUUAAAGAGUUGUCUAAAAAUAAAGGGAAUAUCACGACUGUUAUGUUUCGAGAUUUCUUAAAUGAUAUGCAGAGACAUCCAAGUUUACAUAAGACUCUUUUCCCUCUCUACACGGAUGCCCAGUGUGAAGCCCUAAUCAAUGAUUAUGAAAGUGCUGUCAACAAGAAGGGAAAAAGACAACUUACCAAAGAAGGCUUGCUCUACUUCCUUAUGUGUGAAGAAAAUAACCUUACCCCCAUGCAUCGACUGGAUUUGGGUGCCAACAUGAAACUAACUUUGGCAGCUUACUAUAUUAAUUCUUCUCACAACACUUACUUGACUGGUCACCAGUUGACUGGAAAAUCCUCUGUUGAGAUUUACCGCCAGGUCUUACUGACUGGUUGUCGUUGUUUGGAACUGGAUUGCUGGGAUGGAAAAGAUGGUGAACCAAUCAUUACUCACGGUUUUACAAUGUGUACUGAAGUUUUGUUCAAGGAUGUAGUCUAUGCUAUUGCAGAGUGUGCUUUUAAAGUUUCUGAAUACCCAGUAAUCUUGUCUUUUGAAAACCAUUGUUCAGUUGCUCAACAAAAGUUACUUGCACAAUAUUGUUGUGAGGCUUUUGGAGAAAUGCUACUUGACAAACCUAUUGAUGGCCACCCGCUGAAGCCAGGUAUUCCUUUACCAACUCCCUAUGACCUGAGAAAGAAAAUUCUCAUCAAGAACAAGAAAAUUCACAAAGGUACUGGCGAUGAUGAAGAACUGGCAGGACUGACAGAUGAAGAGAAGAAGAAAAUUGAAAAGGAAAAGAAAGAUGCGGGAACUGCAGCUAAAGAAGCUGAAGCCGCUGAAGAGAUGUCAGCUCUUGUCAACUACAUCCAACCAGUUCAUUUUACUACUUUUGAACAAGCCCAAAAGAAAGACAGACAUUAUGAAAUGUCCUCAAUGGUGGAAACCCAAGCUUUGAAUAAACUGAAAGACAAUCCUGAGGAUUUUGUAGAUUAUAACAAGAAACAAAUAACCAGAAUUUAUCCCAAGGGUACAAGAGUAGACUCCAGUAACUAUGUACCUCAGAUCUACUGGAACGCUGGUUGCCAAUUGGUUGCCUUAAACUUCCAGUGCUUUGAUAUUGCCAUGUGUGUUAAUCUCGGUGUGUUUGAAUACAAUGGUUGUUCAGGUUAUUUACUCAAACCUGAAUUUAUGAGAAAACUUGAUAAGAGAUUUGAUCCCUUCACAGAAUCCACUGUCGAUGGUGUCGUUGCAGGAACCAUUGAAAUUAAGAUCAUCUCUGCCCAGUUCUUAUCUGAUAAGAAGAUCUCAUCUUAUGUUGAAGUUGAGAUGUAUGGUUUGCCAACAGAUACAGUGAGAAAGAAGUUCAAAACUAAAAUCAUUGAGAACAAUGGCAUGGAUCCUUACUAUGAUGAGAAAGUCUUUGUCUUCAAGAAGGUUGUAUUGCCUGACUUAGCUGUAGUCAGAGUCAUUGUAUCUGAAGAAAAUGGUAAAUUUAUUGGACAUCGUGUCAUGCCACUGGAUGGUAUCAAACCUGGUUACAGGCACAUUCCCCUUCGAAAUGAGAGCAACAGACCUCUGGGUCUGGCGUCCGUGUUUGCACACAUUGUUGCCAAGGAUUAUGUAUCAGAUGCAUUUGCAGACUUUGCUGAUGCUUUGCUCAAUCCAAUUGCCUACCAAUCUGCCCAAGAAGCAAGAGCUGCAGCCUUGUGCGCUUUUGAAGAUAGUGCUGCUAAGCCAGGUAAGAGCCCUAAAGCUGGCAAGAAAGCCUGGGGAGCAGCAGGAAAGAAGGUCAGUCAUGGAAAUAUUGCCAAAUCUGCUCUGAUGGGGGCAACUAAAAAACCUGCAGCUGGAGCACCUGGAAAAGUAGCUACACCUGCAAGUCCACCACCUCCACCAGCAGCAGCUGAUUCUGAAUUUGUUGCUAAUUCAAAGAUGAAGGAUGAAUCAGCUGUCACUCCACCAAAAUUAGAUGUCUUAAAGCAAAGCAAAGCAUACAGCAAGAUUUUAUCAAAAAGAGAUAAAGAAGUUGAUUCAAUCAAGAAGAAGAAUGACAAGGCUCAGGCGAAUAUGAAGACCAAAAUGAAAUCAGAAGAAAAGAAAAUGAAAGAUGGACACCAAAAAGCAGAAAAAAAAGCCGAAAAGAGUGGCAAAGAUGAACAUGACCGAUUGGUGAAAGAAAAUCAAGAAAAGUUUAAUCAAUUGCACAAAGAAAACAUCGACAAGUUUGUGAGUUUGUGCACUGAUCACUUCAAUGCAGAAUCAGAGAUUUGCAAGAAGUACAUUGAUUCUCUGAACGACUGUCUAAAGAAUUUAAUAAGUUCAAACCAAGAGGAACUCAAGAAAAAAUUGCAGACAAUCCAUGACAAAGAAGUGGAAGCUAUGAACAAAGAAAUGAACAAAAAAUCAAAGGAAGAACAGAAGAAUUUGGGCAAAGAAACUAAAGACAAAGAAGAAUUGGCAAGGAAAAAGCGUGAAUUAAGUAAAAAACUUAUUGAUGGAAUUGUGGCUGAAAGAAACAAGUUGAAGGCUCUGAAGGAGAGACAAGAAAAAACUUUAGAGAAGAAAGUUGAGGAAUUAACAAAGGAGUUUGAGAAAGAAAAAGCAAAUGCAGAAAGUAAACUAAAGCGAGAAUUUGAGGCUAAACAGGAUAUCCUGAAUGGUGAAUAUUCAAUGAAGAAAGUGAACAGCAAGGAUCAUGUGACUGCCUUAUAA
This is a messenger RNA of Acanthosepion pharaonis, 3402 nucleotides long. The record is from the annotation of a GenBank genome assembly. Lineage: Eukaryota; Metazoa; Mollusca; Cephalopoda; Sepiida; Sepiidae.